This is a messenger RNA of Selaginella moellendorffii, 1284 nucleotides long. RefSeq lists its product as uncharacterized. The transcript has 2 exons. The coding region runs from base 38 to 646 and encodes 202 amino acids. The record is from RefSeq and is a predicted model, not a curated record. Lineage: Eukaryota; Viridiplantae; Streptophyta; Lycopodiopsida; Selaginellales; Selaginellaceae.
UGCUAGCACACCAUUGGAUUGGUGUCAGUUGGAGAAUAUGGGGGAAAUGGUGGGCAACGCUACUUUGUAUUUGCUUUGUGGUCACUACAAGAAUUUGAAUGAUCCAGAGUAUGUUGGUCUGUUCACUUUGGAUUUGGAAGGGUUGAGGUUUGAAUUAAAGCAGACUUGGCCAUGGGAUGAGCGGCUACACAGGAAUCAUGGUUUAUGUGUUUCCUGCCAUGGUCGGACAGGUGUGUUGUGCUGCACUCAAUUCAAAAACAGCAUGCAGCUAUGGUAUAUGCAAGGAGAAACAGGUGGUGAUGUUGGAGGUGAAAAUCUGGCUAAAGGUGUUGAUAAAGACUUCUCCUCCACAAAUAAAACAGCUCCAUUCAAACAAAUAGCAUUGGAUUCUUUACCAACACCUUUAGCCAGAUUUUCACCUCCAACAUCACCACCUAUUUCUCCUUGCAUAUACCAUAGCUGCAUGCUAUUUUUGAAUUGCGUGCAGCACAACACACCUGUCCGACCAUGGCAGGAAACAAAUAAACCAUGGUUCCUGUGUAGCUGCUCAUCCCAUGGCCAAGUCUGCUUUAAUUCAAACCUCAACCUUAAUUCCAAAUCCAAAGUGAACAGACUGACAUACUCUGGAUCAUUCAAAUUCUUGUAGUGACCACAAAGCAAAUACAAAGUAGCGUUGCCCACCAUUUCCCCCAUAUUCUCCAACUGACACCAUCCCAAUGGUGUGCUAGCAGCCCUCCAGCAGCUCUCCCAGUCUCGAGUUGUAUACAUGAGGUGUUGUAAACACUGUGUAGACACUUCUCACUUUACCUCUGAUCUCAACUUUUUUUUCUUCACAAGAACGACUUUUUACAAAGCAGACUGUGUAUUCCCUGAAGUCUUGACUGAUGCCCAUGUAAGAGGAUGAAAUCAGCCCUUUAGCCCUGAGAUCUGGCAACGCUCUAAAGCAUCCAGUGACUGGAUUGCCUACUAGGACCUGGUUCCCUUUCAAAAAGCAGAGCAAUCCACCAGCACUUCCUAUAAGAAACCCCCCCUGUGGGCACACUUCCAUCUCAAUCCAGUUAAAGGCGUAAAUGAGUUGCCCCUGAACAUCCUUCCGCACAACGUGCCUGCAAGAACAUAAGGAACAGCUGCUGGAAUGCUUGCCUGUGCGUGCCGCACGCCAAAGCCUGGGGAGUCGAUCAAUUCCCGCCACCGUUUGCACACUGCUUUCAUCCGCCAGACAUCGCGCAGCGGCAGCUGCUGCAACACCUCUUCCUCAAUCUCUUGGUUCAUUUGCAACCCUAA